CCACGUGGCCUGGGCCCUUGUCCUACUAGGAGCAGUGACAGGGUCACCUAUCUGGCCCUAUACCUUCAGGGGAACUCUCAGAGCAUGGAUCCCUCCUGAUUCCUCUCUGGCCCCAAUGUUCCUUACGGUCAAGCUGCUCUUGGGCCGAAGAUGCAGCCUGAAGGUAUCUGGAAAAGAAAGUGUGGCCACGCUGAAGAAGCUGGUUUCUCAGCACCUGCAGGUGCCAGAGGAGCAGCAGCACCUGCUGUUCCGAGGCCAGCUCCUGGCUGAUGACAAAUACCUCUCGGAUUACAGCAUCGGGCCCAAUGCCUCCAUCAACGUCAUCAUGCGGCCGCAGGAGGAUGUAGCACUGGACAAGACCCAUCAAACCCAGCCCCUGUGGCUCCAGCUGGGCCAGGUCCUAGACAAGCAUUUUGGGCCAAAGGAUGCAAAGACUGUGCUGGGAUUUUUGAGGCAAGAGCACGAGGAGCGUCUGCAGAGGUUGAGCCUGGAGGGUCUGGAGCAGUUGGUGGGCCAACUCCUAGCACAACAGCAGCUUGAUGAGCUGGUAGAGGAAAAGGAAGCCCCUGCUGUUGCAUCAGAACUCCAGCAAAAUGAUGAAGGAGAAGGAGGAGGGACAGGAGGAGGAGGAAAGGAGGAAGAGGAGAAGGAGGAAGCUGAGAAGGGAGCUGAUCAGUAA
Rattus rattus (black rat) is the source of this 679-nucleotide messenger RNA. It is a transcript of the gene Ubl4b, whose product is annotated as ubiquitin like 4B. Gene Ontology annotation, molecular function: protein binding. Bases 116 to 679 code for a protein of 187 amino acids. Lineage: Eukaryota; Metazoa; Chordata; Mammalia; Rodentia; Muridae. The record is from RefSeq and is a predicted model, not a curated record. The transcript has a single exon.